UUCAUAUUCAAGUUGUUGUUUUUUUCUUUUAAAUCAAUUUAUUGGUUUUUAUCUUGUGGGUUCUUUGAAACUUCCUUUCUGAAUGAUUUUCUUGGUGGGUUCUUAGUAAGAGAAAGCUUUUUUUUUUAAAUCUAUCUAACUCUCCAGCUUUGGUUUCUAAUUUAUUUUAUUGUUGAACUUGGUGGAAGAAAGUAAAACAGUUUAAAUUUGUGUUGUUUCAAAUAGUGGAGGAAGCAUGAAGGGCCAUGAAUCAAAGAUGGCAAGGAUGGAGGAUAUUCUUAAUCUUCCGGUGCAAGAUCCUCCUUGUGCAGAGUUCUCUGCUGCUCACAUAACAUGGGUAAAAGUAGAAGGCGGUCGCCAAGGUGGCGAUGAUAUUGCUCUAAUCCCUUUUUCUAGAGUAGAUGAUUUUGUAAAAGGAGAGUCUUCUAAUGCAGAAUGUCCUGCUAGCUUCCGCAUUGAGUCAAGGAGGAAGAGAUCUGAAGGAAGUAUUAGCAAACCAAGGGUUGAUGGAUAUCUUGAGUAUACUCUAUACUGGUGUUCUUAUGGUCCUGAAGACUACCGUGAUUGUGAAUCUGGUCUUGGGGAUGGUUCAAACUUCAAACCCGCCACAGGGAAGGGAAGCAGGCCAGGGAGACGCCACAUGAUGAGAGGUUGCCUUUGCCACUUUACUGUAAAGCGCUUGUACACACGUCCCCUCCUGGCCCUUAUAAUUUAUAAUCAAAGAAAGCAUGUAGAUAAAACAGGGUCCCCUUGUCAUGGGAUACUUGACCAGGAUGCUGUGGGGACAAGAGCUAUGUAUGCUCCUAGAAUCUCAGAGGAAUUGCGCCAAAAGGUGAUGUCUAUGCUUUAUGUUGGAAUAUCUUUGGACAACAUCAUUCAGCAUCAUAUGGAGGUGGUCCAAGGGCAUGGGGGCCCACACAACCGAGAUGAUUUUCUCACACGAAAUGAUGUUCGUAACAUUGAAAGAGUUAUUCGUAAUACAUCACAUGAACUUCACAUUGAUGAUGCAUGCAGUGUAAAGAUAUGGGUACAAAGGCAUCAAAAGCAUGUUUUUUACUUCCAAGAUGCUUCUGCUUCAGAACCAUUUAUUUUGGGGAUACAGACAGAUUGGCAGCUGCAACAGAUGCUUCGCCAUGGACAGAAUGGUUCUGUAGCUUCUCAUUCUACCUUUGGCUCAAAGAAACUUAAGUAUCCUCUAUCCACUUUACUUGUCUUCGACUCAUCCCGAAAUGCAAUUCCUGUUGCUUGGGUGAUUACCUCCUCUUUGACCGGUCAAGAUAUUCAUAAAUGGGUAGGCUCCCUUGCUGAAAGAUUAAGGACAAAGGACUCUAGAUGGAGAAUUAAUGCCUUUUUGGUAGACGAUCCCUCUUUUGGGUUUUCAGCAAUAAGAGAUGCUUUCCAGUGUCGGGUUCUAUUGUGUGUCUGGCAUGUUCGCCGUUCUUGGAUAAGGAGUCUUUUAAAGACUUGCUGCAACAUUGAUGUUCAACGAGAGAUGUUUAAGCACUUGGGCUGGAUAUUAUAUUCCUCAAGAAGUGUACCUAAUGCGAUGGAUGCAGUUCAAGAAUUCAUGGAAGUAUUUGUUGAUCAAUCUGCUUUUAUGGAUUAUUUCAAGAGCCAAUGGUCACCACACAUAGAGUCAUGGGUCAGUUGCAUAAGGUCACUUCCUGUUGCUGGUCCAGAGCCGCAUGCUGCCAUUGAAUCUUAUCACAGAAGACUGAAGUACAAGCUUUUUAAUGAUCAAUAUGCUAAUUUCUGGCCUAGAAUUGACUGGUUAAUCCAUACUUUGACUACCGAAUUUCACUCCUUAUAUUGGUUGGAUCAGUACAUUGUAGAAACCGGAUAUUUUUCUAAUCUCAGAGAUGAAUCUUUCUCAACCAAUGCUUGGUAUCAGGCCCUACACAUACCAGAUAUUGAUGUCAUAUUGGAUGAGCAAAAUCUCCAGGUUGCAAAGGUCAUCUCCCAAACAGACCGAAACCUGGCAUAUACAAUUUGGAAUCCUGGUUCAGAAUUUUCUCUCUGUGAUUGCCACUGGUCAAAUCUGGGAAAUCUCUGUAAGCAUGUCAUCAAAGUGGCAAUGAUGUGUAAAAAUAGGCAGGUAGCAAGGCCACUAUUAGCAGCUCAAAUUUAUAGACAGACCUUGCUUAGUCUUCUGCAUAAUCCUCCAGAUGAUCCGGUAGUUCUGGAUCAUGCUAUUCUGUGUACAACUCGCUUGCAACAGGAUAUCAAAGGCUGGGAAGACUUAUCUAACAGUGGACUUCUUCAGCAAUUGCCUCCUGAACUUAACUCUCAAAUGGCAGAUAAUACUCUCCUUUUUGCACGCUCUCAUUGAUUACACCAUCUGAAAAGCAAUUUAAUAAAACAAACACUUUCAGCAACCCUGUGAUGUCACAUGAUUUCUUCUGAUAAUCUAGCUUCUGAUUGAGCUCAAAUUUAUAUAACCAGGCUUGGAAAAGAAAAUAUGUAAAUCUAUGGCAUCUGAACUCCACCUACUUGAGGAAAGGGUGAGACGAGGAAGAAAGGGAGAAUCUGAUUUCAGCCGACUUCCACUGUUCAGCACAUUAAGCAUUCAUUCAUCCAGACAUGUUUUAGCUGUUCAGUUGCGAAGGUCUGACAUUGUUCUCUGCAAAUCAACAGCAGAUUUAUUUUUCUUGCUGAAGUUGCCUAAACGCCUUGGGCCUGGAAUAUCAUGGAUUUGAUCAGAAAAGCAUAUUGAAACCUUGCAGGUAUUGUAGAGCAGCUUUCUCCAGUAAUAUGAAAAACUUGCCAUAGGUUGCUAAUAUUUUCCCAAACCAAAAUCUGUUCCUUGGUGGUCAAGUGUAAAUAGCCAGCAAAUUGAUACAACACAAAUCACUCGAGUUUUUGGAAUUUCUAUUGCCAUAUUCCCUUAUCUCAACCAUGAGGGAUCGGAGACCACAAUUUUGUCCCGGUAAAGUUGAUUCUGGAACGGAAUAGAAUAGGAUUACUUGAAAGUCCGCAUCCUUGGAACCUAUUGUUGGCUACAACAAUAACACUGAUGCAGGGAAAUUUCCCAGGUUAUCAGGAAGUUGAAAAGCAAACCUAUUAUGGUUUAUCAAAUCUGAGGUAAUGGCUUUACUUCGUUGCUUGUAACUUGUAAAGCAUUAAUCCUGGCGUUGUCGAAGGAACUCAGUCGAACACGUGUAUAAAACAGUUUCAUCUCCUGUGCAUAACAAUGAAGCUUAUCUCCCGGUCUUGGGUUGACUCCCCACUAAAUUUAAGUUUUGAGUUCACAAUGGCAAGUGGGGUUUCAUUUCCAUCAUUUACGUAACUUCAUGGAAUAAUUUGGGUCAAUUUGGAAGAAUAUAGAAACCCCAACCUCAGAAUUUUAUUUUUAUCAUAUCUCAAAAUCCUAACCAUUAUUAAAUCCCUCAUAUCAUAGUGUAAAGAUUUCAAAAAUAUUAUUAUUUUUAAUGGCAUUACUGGCUUUUAUAAAUACACAAGGCAAGUUGAUAUUAAA
Gossypium raimondii (Peruvian cotton) is the source of this 3475-nucleotide messenger RNA. RefSeq lists its product as uncharacterized. Lineage: Eukaryota; Viridiplantae; Streptophyta; Magnoliopsida; Malvales; Malvaceae. The transcript is spliced from 10 exons. Bases 236 to 2329 code for a protein of 697 amino acids. Gene Ontology annotation, molecular function: zinc ion binding. The record is from RefSeq and is a predicted model, not a curated record.